CCCGAGUUAUUUCACAAGACCGCUAACAUGAUUCUGAUCCCGAUGUAUGGUCACAUGACCACGUUAGAUCAGAUUCUUCAUAUGGAUCGGCAUUCAAAACUUCUAAAGGGGGGAGGGACCGCAAUGCCACCGAACUACCCGGAGAUGGUACAUACACUAUCCUGCAGCAGGAACCACAAUAUCAUAAUUUGAAGGAGUGCGGCACCUUUUCGAGGUCUGAUAUCAUACUUCCAGUUUUAACAACCACUUCCAUUUUGUUCAUGUAUGAAUCUACCCAUUUUUCUUGGACAACUAGGGGUCCACCUAGGAGGAAUUUCAUCAUAGCUAUCAAUGUUUUUUUGAUCUUUUAUGGACCUCUCCACAUGCCGACUCGAGGGGGAAAUGGGCUCCCCGACCCCAUAUAGUCCCUUUCUCCAUCUCAUAAAUGAAAUUUUAAUCAGAACAACUUGACAAUCCACACAAAAGUGUUUUUCCUUUUCUUUACGCAAAUAUGGGCUUACUAAGUCAUACGGGUUUCCUCGGGAACACAGUGCGAGGUAAGGCUCUCGAGACUCUUGUCUGCGCAACUGCUGCAAGUGGUUUCUUACUCUUCGGAUAUGAUCGUAUGUAUCCCCAGUCCAUACCAGAGAGUCAAACUAAUCGAUGUGUUCAGAGGGUAUCAUGUCCGGAAUCAUCACAGAAGAUAAUUUCCUCACAUACUUUCCCCAAAUGGAACCACACAACAAAUCGGGUGCAAUUCAAGCUUUGGUUGUUGCCAUCUACGAAAUCGGUUGUUUAUUCGGAUCAUUCUUUAUUAUUGGAUUUGGUGAUAAACUCGGAAGAAGAAGAGCUGUGUUAUUGGGAACUGUUAUCAUGUUGAUUGGUACUGCGAUACAAGCUUCGAGUUUCGGGAUGGCUCAAUUAAUAGUUGGAAGAAUUGUUACGGGUGUGGGUAACGGAAUGAACACUUCAUCAAUUCCCGUUUGGCAGAGUGAGAUGGCUCCACCUAAGAUUCGAGGAUUCUUGGUUUUGUUCGAAGGUGCUUUGAUCGCUGGAGGCAGUAAGUAUUAAUCAUCCCUGCUCUCACAAACUUACUCUAACCAAUCAUAGUUAUGUUAUCGUACUGGCUCAACUAUGGAUUUUUCUUCAUCACCCAAUAUGGUUCCUUUCAAUGGCGCUUUCCGAUCGCUUUCCAGGCAUUCUUCGGAGCUGUCCUCCUUGUCGGUGUCCUCGCAUUACCAGAAUCACCUAAAUGGCUUCUCAAAAAAGAUAAAGAUGAACACGCCAUCGAAAUUCUUUGCCGUCUACAAAAAUGCGAGAGAGAUGACCCACGUAUCAUGGAAGAAGUCAGAGAACUUAAGAGGGUUACCGCUAUUACCAAAGGUCAAAAGCUCACACUUAAGGAAUUUUAUGGAAAUGGUCCUGAGAUGAAUAGAUGGAGAGUUACCAUUGCAUAUACUUCCCAGCUUUUCCAACAGAUUGGAGGUACCAAUCUUGUUACAUACUAUGCAACGUAAGUUCUAACGUUCACAUUGUUCCCAAACAUUCACGAAUGUACUAAUGCCGUAUUGCAGAACUGUCUUCGAAGAUUCCCUCGGCUUCUCUCCCUCCCUGGCCCGUCUCCUCACUGCCUGCUACGGAACUCUCUACCUCGCUGCCGCCAUUCUCGCCCUGUUCAUUGUCGACCGCUUUGGCCGUCGUAAAAUGAUGAUUAUCGGUGCUCUAGGAAUGGGUCUUUCAUCCAUGGUCAUCGGAGUCUGUCUUUCACAAACAACAGAAGAUUAUAAAGCUCCUGGCUACGUUGCUACCGCGUUUAUCUUCAUCUUCAUUGCCUUCUUCGCAUUAGGAUGGUUAGGAAUAACAUGGCUCUACCCAGCUGAGGUGACACCACUCCGAAUCAGAGCUGAAGCAAACGGUCUCUCGACUUCAUUUAACUGGAUCGGUAAUUACAUUGUUGUUCAGUUGGCUCCAAUUAUGAUUUACAGCAUCAGCUGGAAGACAUACUUCGUAUUCAUGUGUGUCAAUCUCGCAUUCGUACCAGUUAUUUGGUACACGUUCGUCGAGACAAAAGGAUACCCACUUGAAAAGCUUGACGAGAUUUUCGAGGAAGCAUAUGAAAGAGGAGAAAAUCCAGUCUGGACCGAAAGAAGAAUUAGAAAAAAUGCAAAAGCAUUACUAAAUGGUGGAAAGCACGCCGAAGAAGGUACUGGCAGCGGCACAGAUAUCGGAGGCGAGGAAAAGCUCAGAAGAGAAAGCAGAAAUGAGGACAUAUUUGUCAAUUCAGGACAUCUGCAUCGUCAUGUUCAUGGUGAACACAGUGGAAGAACAAGUGGAGAUGAUACACUCAUUGAGCAGAGAGAGAAGAUAGAGGAGGAGAUUGAUAGAACGGAUAGAUUUCCUUUUGAGGGUAACUAGUGUUCGGUGCUUUUCGUCGGAAAUGACUGUUGAUCGCAGUUCAUAAAAUUGGGAAAUGUUGGGCGCUUGGCGCUCGUGUGUAUAAUAUUUGGUGAUAUGGGAAGGUCUGUGUUUAUUUUUAUUUUUUCUGUUUAUGAUAUCCACGGUAGAUGUAACGAGGUUAUAUUUGGAUGAUAUUUGGAUGAUACAUGUAUUAAAUU
Messenger RNA from Sclerotinia trifoliorum, 2594 nucleotides. The record is from the annotation of a GenBank genome assembly. NCBI's taxonomy places the organism in Eukaryota, Fungi, Ascomycota, Leotiomycetes, Helotiales, Sclerotiniaceae.